AUGGAGAAUGAGAUAGCCAGUAUGGUCUCAGAGAUACAGGAUCGGGCAGCCACGAAUAUUCAUGAGCUCUUUGAGGCUAUCUCCAGAUGGGAGGCUGAAGAUAAAUCUUCAGCAUCUUGUUGCACCCACCAAAAGGUGGAACGGCAGCUGAGUAGAUUUUUUGGCCUUCGGCGAGUGUUUGCCGAGUAUCGAGGAGAGACAGCAGGACCCUCAGGACAGGAUGAACAUCUUGAACCAGAUGCUGCCUCAAAACCAUCUAUCAGCAGCUCAUCAUCACCAGCAGAGCAUCGCAAGGAGAAGUCUUCAGACAUAGAGGCAGACUUAUACACGGACUCAACCCCAGGAACUGUGUCAAAUCAGAAUGUCACAUCAGAGGAUGUCUUAAAGUUAUUCAUAGAAGACAACCUGGUCUCAGACAUGGACGCAAAAUCUAAAGAAAUUAAUCUGACAAAACCAGGAUCUCCUAGAGAGAUGUCCUUCAUGUCGUUAUCGAAGCACCACUUCCAAUCAAAACAAAAGAAAAGGGUCCAGCUGUCAACAGAACAAGAAUUGGAUGAGGCUGGUGGGUCAGACCGCAGUGAAGCCGGCUCUCCCCCAGUGACGACAUUUCUUAAAGAUGCAAGGAAAGCGGAGCCAAGCCCUGUUCCUCUGGAACUGGUGGAUGUGGAGGAUGAGGAAGUCACAGCAGAAGAGAAACCACCAAAACUCUCCACAAAACAAUCCACCACCAGCUCAUCACCACCAGCAGAGCAUCGCAAGGAGAGGUCUUCAGACACAGAGACAGACUUAUACAGGGACUCAACCCCAGGAACUGUGUUAGAUGAGAAUGUCACAUCAGAGGGUGUCAUAAAGUUAUUCAUGGAGGACAACCAGGACACAGACAUGGACGCAAAAUCUAAAGAAAUUAAUUUGACAAAACCAGGAUCUCCUAGAGAGAUGUCCUUCACCAAGAUGGACCCACCUUCCAAGGAGGACGACAAAGAUGUCUGCAAGACCUCUCUGGGUGAUGAGGAUGUCACAAGAGUAGAGUAUGGCGAAGAGAGGUCUUCAGACAAAAUACCAUCCACCACUAGUUCGGACACAGAGACAGACUUAUACAGGGACUCAACCCCAGGAACUGUGGCAGAUAAAAAUGUCACACGAAAGAAAGCUGCAGCCAGAAAUAGCACAAUAUAUAAAUCGAUAAAGUCGUUAUGGAAGCAGUGCUUUCAAUCAAAACAAAAGAAAAGGGUCCAGCUGUCAACAGAACAAAAAUUGGAGGAGGCUGGCAGGUCAGACCGCAGUAAAGCCGGCUCUCCCCCAGUGACGACAUUUCUUAAAGAUGCAAGGAAAGUGGAGCCAAGCCCUGUUCCUAUGGAACUGCUGGGUGUGGAGGAUGAGGACGUCACAGGAGAAGAGAAACCACCAAAACUCUCCUCAAAACAAUCCACCACCAGCUCAUCACCACCAGCAGAGCAUCGCAAGGAGAAGUCUUCAGACACAGAGACAGACUUAUACACGGACUCAACCCCAGGAACUGUGGCAGAUAAGAAUGUCACAUCAGAGGGUGUCAUAAAGUUAUUCAUGGAGGACAACCUGGAAACAGACAUGGAUGCAAAAUCUAAAGAAAGGAAUGUGACAAAACAAGGAUCUCCUAGAGAGAUGUCCUUCACCAAGAUGGACCCACCUUCCAAGGAGGACGACAAAGAUGUCUGCGAGACCUCUCUGGGUGAUGAGGAUGUCACAAGAGUAGAGUAUGGCGAAGAGAGGUCUUCAGACAAAAUACCAUCCACCACCAGUUCUGACACAGAGACAUACUUAUACAGGGACUCAACCCCAGGAACUGUGGCAGAUAAAAAUGUCACACGAAAGAAAGCUGCAGCCAGAAAUAGCACAAUAUAUAAAUCGAUAAAGUCGUUAUGGAAGCAGUGCUUUCAAUCAAAACAAAAGAAAAGGGUCCAGCUGUCAACAGAACAAAAAUUGGAGGAGGCUGGCGGGUCACACCGCAGUAAAGCCGGCUCUCCCCCAGUGACGACAUUUCUUAAAGAUGCAAGGAAAGUGGAGCCAAGCCCUGUUCCUAUGGAACUGCUGGGUGUGGAGGAUGAGGACGUCACAGGAGAAGAGAAACCACCAAAACCCUCCUCAAAACAAUCCACCACCAGCUCAUCACCACCAGCAGAGCAUCGCAAGGAGAAGUCUUCAGACACAGAGACAGACUUAUACACGGACUCAACCCCAGGAACUGUGGCAGAUAAGAAUGUCACAUCAGAGGAUGGACCCACCUUCCAAGGAGGACGACAAAGAUGUUCUGAGACCUCUCUGGGUGAUGAGGAUGUCACAAGAGUAGAGUAUGGCGAAGAGAGGUCUUCAGACAAAAUACCAUCCACCACCAGUUCUGACACAGAGACGUACUUAUACAGGGACUCAACCCCAGGAACUGUGGCAGAUAAAAAUGUCACACGAAAGAAAGCUGCAGCCAGAAAUAGCACAAUAUAUAAAUCGAUAAAGUCGUUAUGGAAGCAGUGCUUUCAAUCAAAACAAAAGAAAAGGGUCCAGCUGUCAACAGAACAAAAAUUGGAUGAGGCUGGCGGGUCAGACCACAGUGAAGCCGGCUCUCCCCCAGUGACGACAUUUCUUAAAGAUGCAAGGAAAGCGGAGCCAAGCCCUGUUCCUCUGGAACUGGCGGAUUGGGAGGAUGAGGACGUCACAGGAGAAGAGAAACCACCAAAACCCUCCUCAAAACAAUCCACCACCAGCUCAUCACCACCAGCAGAGCAUCGCAAGGAGAAGUCUUCAGACACAGAGACAGACUUAUACACGGACUCAACCCCAGGAACUGUGGCAGAUAAGAAUGUCACAUCAGAGGGUGUCAUAAAGUUAUUCAUGGAGGACAACCAGGACACAGACAUGGAUGCAAAAUCUAAAGAAAUUAAUUUGACAAAACCAGGAUCUUCUAGAGAGAUGUCCUUCAAGUUGUUAUCGAAGCACCACUUCCAAUCAAAACAAAAGAAAAGGGUCCAGCUGUCAACAGAACAAGAAUUGGAUGAGGCUGGUGGGUCAGACCACAGUGAAGCUGGCUCUCCCCCAGUGAGGACAUUUCUUAAAGAUGCAAGGAAAGCGAUGUCAAGCCCUGUUCCUCUGGAACUGGUGGAUGUGGAGGAUGAGGACGUCACAGCAGAAGAGAAACCACCAAAACAAUCCACCACCAGCGCAUCACCACCAGCAGAGCAUCGCAAGGAGAGGUCUUCAGACACAGAGACAGACUUAUACAGGGACUCAACCCCAGGAAAUGUGUCAGAUAAGAAUGUCACAUCAGAGGGUGUCAUAAAGUUAUUCAUGGAGGACAACCUGGACACAGACAUGGAUGCAAAAUCUAAAGAAAGGAAUGUGACAAAACAAGGAUCUCCUAGAGAGAUGUCCUUCACCAAGAUGGACCCACCUUCCAAGGAGGACGACAAAGAUGUCUGCAAGACCUCUCUGGGUGAUGAGGAUGUCACAAGAGUAGAGUAUAGCGAAGAGAGGUCUUCAGACAAAAUACCAUCCACCACUAGUUCGGACACAGAGACGUACUUAUACAGGGACUCAACCCCAGGAACUGUGGCAGAUAAAAAUGUCACACGAAAGAAAGCUGUAACCAGAAAUAGCACAAUAUAUAAAUCGAUGAAGUCGUUAUGGAAGCAGUGCUUCCAAUCAAAACAAAAGAAAAGGGUCCAGCUGUCAACAGAACAAGAAUUGGAUGAGGCUGGCAGGUCACACCGCAGUAAAGCCGGCUCUCCCCCAGUAACAACAUUUCUUAAAGAUGCAAGGAAAGUGGAGCCAAGCCCUGUUCCUAUGGAACUGGUGGGUGUGGAGGAUGAGGACGUCACAGGAGAAGAGAAACCACCAAAACUCUCCUCAAAACAAUCCACCACCAGCUCAUCACCACCAGCAGAGCAUCGCAAGGAGAGGUCUUCAGACACAGAGACAGACUUAUACAGGGACUCAACCCCAGGAACUGUGUCAGAUAAGAAUGUCACAUCAGAGGGUGUCAUAAAGUUAUUCAUGGAGGACAACCUGGUCACAGACAUGGACGCAAAAUCUAAAGAAAUUAAUUUGACAAAACCAGGAUCUCCUAGAGAGAUGUCCUUCACCAAGAUGGACCCACCUUCCAAGGAGGACGACAAAGAUGUCUGCAAGACCUCUCUGGGUGAUGAGGAUGUCACAAGAGUAGAGUAUGGCGAAGAGAGGUCUUCAGACAAAAUACCAUCCACCACUAGUUCGGACACAGAGACAGACUUAUACAGGGACUCAACCCCAGGAACUGUGGCAGAUAAAAAUGUCACACCAAAGACAGCUGCAACCAGAAAUAGCACAAUAUAUAAAUCGAUAAAGUCGUUAUGGAGGCAGUGCUUUCAAUCAAAACAAAAGAAAAGGGUCCAGCUGUCAACAGAACAAGAAUUGGAUGAGGCUGGCGGGUCAGACCGCAGUAAAGCCGGCUCUCCCCCAGUGACGACAUUUCUUAAAGAUGCAAGGAAAGUGGAGCCAAGCCCUGUUCCUCUGGAACUGGUGGGUGUAGAGGAUGAGGAAGUCACAGCAGAAGAGAAACCACCAAAACUCUCCUCAAAACAAUCCACCACCAGCACAUCAGCAUCAGCAGAGCAUCGCAAGGAGAGGUCUUCAGACACAGAGACGUACUUAUACAGGGACUCAACCCCAGGAACUGUGGCAGAUAAACAUGUCACACCAAAGAAAGCUGCAACCAGAAAUAGCAUAAUAUAUAAAUCGAUAAAGUCGUUAUGGAAGCAGUGCUUCCAAUCAAAACAAAAGAAAAGGGUACAGCUGUCAACAGAACAAGAAUUGGAUGAAGCUGGUGGGUCAGACCACAGUGAAGCUGGCUCUCCCCCAGUGAGGACAUUUCUUAAAGAUGCAAGGAAAGCGGAGUCAAGCCCUGUUCCUCUGGAACUGGUGGAUGUGGAGGAUGAGGACGUCACAGCAGAAGAGAAACCACCAAAACAAUCCACCACCAGCGCAUCACCACCAGCAGAGCAUUACAAGGAGAGGUCUUCAGACACAGAGACAGACUUAUACAGGGACUCAACCUCUCUGGACUCAAUCCCAGGAGCUUUAGGACAGGACAGACAUUUUAAAGGUCUGAAAGAAACCUUCGACACCAUAAUAAAUGGAUUCUUCAACAGUCUCAAUGAAGAGCAGCAGAGCGAAAUAAGCAAAGGUGUUAAGAACAUGGACGUGAAGUACAAGCUGACUGACAUGGGUAUGGAGGUGAUUAGGGUCGUCAUAGACACGAUCAAUGACAUCCUAUCAAAAGAAACGAGAAAACCCACCUUUUCCCAUGUAUGUGGGAUGGAGGCUGUUGGCCAGAAGUUGCCCUUAGAGCUUCUCAGGGAGAAUUUUCAUUUUGCUGAGGAUAAAAUCCAGCAGAGUUUGAAAGGCUCCUUUGGCGAGGCUUUGUGUGAUGUGAUUGGUUCAGACACAUCUGUUAGCAUAACACCCAAAAUCACACAAGCCAUUGUGAAAUGGAUCACAGAUAAUCUAAACUCUGCUCUGUCAGAGGCCAUACAAGCCUUACUGGCUGGAGGAUCCAAUGUCCAUGCUGCUUCCUGCUGCCAGUUCUCAAGUUGCAGAGCAUGUAACGAGAUGUUGGCAGGAGUUAUUCAGGCAAUGAAAUCCCUCCUCACAGGUCCAGGUACUGCAAGGAAGAAGACAAUUCAGACUGAAAGGACACAGAAACAUUCCGAUGGUGAGAGCAAAGAUGACAGAUUGGUCAACAAUAAGAAGUCGCAGCGGUGGAGCAUUGGCAAAUGGUGGAAAAAUAAAGUCCAGCCCGUUUCUGACAAAGAAAUGGAGGAGGUUGUCAGGUUGUCAAAGUGUAAGAAGGAAGAGGACAAGAAGAAAGAGGACAAGAAGGCUUCAGCACAUGAUCUGGCUGUCAAGACCAAAAAGCCUUCUUUGUUGUUCUUCGGCCGUCUGAGCUGCUCUGGCCAUGAUGAUGGUGAAGAUCGAGUGACACCCUUCCACCCCACUUAAACAACCUCAAACCCUACUCUAUUCCCUCUCUCUAUCAUCUUACCUUCUUUCUACUCCCCUUUCCAUCCUCUUUUGGGUUUUCUCCGGGUGCUCCGGUUUCUCCCACUGUAAAAACAUAAUUAUCAUUAAUAAGCCUUAAUUUAAAGAUUGUGACACCCUUCCACCCCACUCUAUUCUCUAUUCCCUCUCUCUAUCAUCUUACCUUCUUUCUACUCCCCUUUCCAUCCACUUUUGGGUUUUCUCCGGGUGCUCCGGUUUCUCCCACUGUAAAAACAUAAUUAUCAUUAAUAAUCCUUAAUUUAAAGAUUGUGACACCCUUCCACCCCACUCUAUUCUCUAUUCCCUCUCUCUAUCAUCUUACCUUCUUUCUACUCCCCUUUCCAUCCUCUUUUGGGUUUUCUCCGGGUGCUCCGGUUUCUCCCACUGUAAAAACAUAAUUAUCAUUAAUAAUCCUUAAUUUAAAGAUUGUGACACCCUUCCACCCCACUCUAUUCUCUCU
This is a messenger RNA of Siniperca chuatsi (mandarin fish), 6502 nucleotides long. Its product is annotated as dentin sialophosphoprotein-like. The record is from RefSeq and is a predicted model, not a curated record. The transcript is spliced from 3 exons. The coding region runs from base 1 to 6003 and encodes 2000 amino acids. Lineage: Eukaryota; Metazoa; Chordata; Actinopteri; Centrarchiformes; Sinipercidae.